AUGCUGUUUCUCGGACUGUUACGCACUACGGAGCGCAGGAAGGAGUGGGAAAGCUGCCCUUUCUGUAGAGUGAGCGUAUCUGUGAGACUGCUCACCUGUUUUUCCUUUAUCUCCAGGUAUGGUCCAAAAAUGCCCCUUGCGGUGGAUUGCACUGCGGAACUGAUUCGCUGCAAGGUUCUGGAUGUAUCUGGCAGGUUGAAGUCACAUGAGCUCAUACUCUCUUAUGGACUGGCCCUUGUCAGGUUUGUCAAUUUGAUCACAGAAAGGAAACAGAAGAUGGUCAGCAUUCCUCUGAGACAGUUAGCUAGAGAGGUGGAUAUCCCCAUCUGGGUGGUGGACCUGCGUCACGAGCUGACCCACGGGAAGCUGCCGCGGCUGGCGCUGUGCCGCAGGGGCUGUGAUGUUGUGCUGGACUGGCUGCGAAAGACGUACUGGAGCCGUCAGCUGGGCAAUAACUUAUGUGAAGAAAGUGAGGAUGAGGAAGAGGAGCAGGAAGACGUGGAAGCAAAUGCAGAGUUGGAAAGUGAUGCAUGGGAAAUUCAAACCCCACAGCAUGAGGCCUGUCAGAAACAUAAGGAAUUCCAUGAAAAAGUCAGAGAUGUGCUGAUAUCUUACAAGAACGAGCAGUUUCGGGUUAUGCAGACUGUGCAGUCUGUUCCCAAGUCUCGAGAGCUGUGGUCCGAUUCAUCUUCAGAAGUGGACUGGAUUUUGGCUCAGAUCAAAGACCUGAUGCAGGAGAACAGGAGGCAAAAGGUCCUUUUAGACCUGAAGGAAAAUGAGCUAACUGCAAAGAAUGUUCUGCUGUCUGCUUCAGAGAGCUGGCCAAAG
This is a messenger RNA of Acanthisitta chloris (rifleman), 828 nucleotides long. Its product is annotated as ribosomal biogenesis protein LAS1L-like. The transcript has 7 exons. NCBI's taxonomy places the organism in Eukaryota, Metazoa, Chordata, Aves, Passeriformes, Acanthisittidae. The record is from RefSeq and is a predicted model, not a curated record. The annotation marks the transcript as partial. Gene Ontology annotation, cellular component: Las1 complex; preribosome, large subunit precursor. Gene Ontology annotation, molecular function: endonuclease activity. Gene Ontology annotation, biological process: maturation of LSU-rRNA; maturation of 5.8S rRNA.